Messenger RNA from Phytophthora sojae, 498 nucleotides. RefSeq lists its product as hypothetical. The transcript has a single exon. NCBI's taxonomy places the organism in Eukaryota, Oomycota, Peronosporomycetes, Peronosporales, Peronosporaceae. The record is from RefSeq and is a predicted model, not a curated record. The coding region runs from base 1 to 498 and encodes 165 amino acids.
AUGUCGUCCAACAACACCGCCGCCGCUCCGACUGCCGCUGCCGACAGCAAGCAGGCCGUCGCGCUGCUCCCUACGGAGGUGCGCUGCUCGUACCCGAGCAAGCUCUGCAACAACCACCGCGCCGUCAAGGACAACGGCGACCUGCACAAGCUCUGCGACUUCCACCGCAAGAAGGCCAACGUGAACCAGCAGCGCAUGCAGCAGAAGCGCCGCCUCAUCCGCCAACAAAUGGUCGAGCGCAACAAGCGCUUCAUGGACGCAGCGCAGGUGCCCAUGGAGUACAACGCUGUCACCAACAUGAUGGAGCCCAAGGAGCCGAUCUGCAACCUCUCGCACGAGGAAGUGAUGAUGCUCGAGGUCAUGCUCUUCGACGAUGAGGACAGCGAGGGCUGCAUGAGCCCCGGCGAGGGCAUGGCGUACCCUGGCUUCCCCAUGGGCAUGCCCAUGGGCGCGACGUACCCGGCACCGGGCAUGCCGUCCGGCAACAUGUCGCUGUAG